AUAAAGUCCGGAGGACAAUGUAGCAGAUAAUAGAGAGAGCUCCAUUCCCAUGCUUUACAAAAACCAUUCCAAAACUCCCAAAACCCACUGACCAGCAUUUACUUCAGAAACUCACUUCACCCACCUAGGGUUUGUUCUCCUCCACCUCCAGCCUUCAGAGCCACUCUCCGGCUUCAUCAAGGCGCAAUGCGGUGUUUUUAAUGACUUGUAUUGCACUUCCUCCCCUUGUUUAUUGAAAUUUGAGGUUGGAUCAAAGAACUGCGACUGUUUUGGUAUUGAUGGAAAGCUUUGGUGGCUCUGGAUUUUCUGCUGGAGGAUGCAUUGUAAGGAAGAAAAGGAGUGUUGUAUUGCAUAAACCUCGCUUGGAUCCACUCACAUUUUCUGAGAGGUCUAAUAUCUUGCUACGAAUUGUACAUCCCUUUGGCAAAGAAAGCCUUGAUAAGAAUCAUGAUAGUAAGGAGAAAGGAGUGCAUUCUGAUGGACUGCGAAGUGAGAAAAGGCCGAAGAAAUUAAAGCUUAAGCUUCGAGGUGUUACUCAUACAAUCCAAACCAAGUGUACAGUUGAUUCUAGUCUUGGUGGUGGCUCUUCCAUACCUAAAUCCUCAUGCCCUUCCGAUGACUUCAUACCCCAACCGAAGCCACUUCUCCAGGAUGGCAAACCCUUCUGUUCUUCUGAUGGAGGCAAAGGCAUUGGAGUUAAACGGAAAUACUCCUUGAAAUUUGACUCUACCUUGAGAAAGGAGUAUUCUUUGAAAGGUAAAAUCUCCAGGGAAAGUGUUCCUGAGGAUGGUGAACCAGCUCGUAAGAGCAAGAGGAUUCCUAGGAGACGUGUCUUGGAUGUGGGACUUAGUGAAGAUGGUAAUGAAGAUGGUGAAAUUCGAUUCCUUGAAAGACUAAAUGCUUCUAAGGUUGCUCUUUCAAAAAGAAAUCAAAUGGAUGGCGAUCAUGGAGGUGAUAUUGGAAACUGUAAAUUACCAAGGCUGCGGAAACAUGGUGGAAUAAAGUCAAGAUCAGAAAAAAUGUACGAGGAUAAAUACUAUUUGGGAGAAGAAGAAGAACUGACAUCUGAUGAUGAACUUCAAUCUAAUGGGAAGAUGCUGAAAAGGGGAUCUCUUAGUUUACUUCUGGAAGGGCCGCAAAAGUCCACUCCCACCACACGUAACCGGGCCCUUCAGUCUGGGAUAGAUAUCUUAACUGGUUCUGGUUCAAGCGUUGUUAACCCUGCAAAUCUGUUGCUUCCUGCCCCAUCUAGAAAAAAGAAGGAGAAAAUCUCUGAAGUGGAUAAGCAAUCGAAGAAAGCCGAGGCUGCACAGAGACGUAAAAUACAAACAGAGAAGAUAGCUAGAGAAGCUGAGGCUGAGGCAAUCAGAAAGAUACUUGGUCAAGAUUCGAAGAAGAAGAAGAGGGAAGAAGAACUGAAGCAGAAGAGGGAUGAAUUGUCACAGGGGAGGAAUGGCAGUGCUGUCACACUGGCACCAAACACUGUCCGAUGGGUCAAUGGUCCUAAUGGAACGGUUGUUACAUUCUCUGAUGAUAUUGGUCUGCCGAACAUUUUCAGUCCAGUGCCCUGCAGCUACCCUCCCCCACGUGAAAAAUGUGCUGGUCCAAAUUGUACAAAUGCAUACAAGUAUCGGGAUUCUAAGUCCAAGCUCCCCCUUUGCAGUCUCCACUGCUACAGGGCAUUGCACGGAAAGACGCAGCCUCUAAUUGCUUGUUGAUACAGUCCUACCAUGCACACCAAUUUAGAAGAACCAAUUGACAGAUUUUACUGGGAUAUGGAAAGACAGUUAUGCAUCCUGAAACUGGUCAUGGAAUAGUAGAUUAUUAACCGACCCCUGAUAUUGUUAGUAUUAUGUAGCACAAUGUUUUGCAAUGUCACUGUGCCACAUUCGAAGAUCGCAAACUUUUCUGUAAAGAAUUUUAGAGAAUUUGCGAACUUUGGGAUGAAAUGCCUUUUAUGUC
Rosa rugosa (rugosa rose) is the source of this 1962-nucleotide messenger RNA. RefSeq lists its product as uncharacterized. Bases 279 to 1718 code for a protein of 479 amino acids. Gene Ontology annotation, biological process: chromatin remodeling. The transcript is spliced from 7 exons. Gene Ontology annotation, cellular component: Ino80 complex. The record is from RefSeq and is a predicted model, not a curated record. NCBI's taxonomy places the organism in Eukaryota, Viridiplantae, Streptophyta, Magnoliopsida, Rosales, Rosaceae.